CCCGCCAGACCCACAUUGCGCUCAUUCGCUCAGCUGUGCGUGGCGGUAACACGGGUGGUGCGUUCAAAACACACCAUGGUCAUCUCGCUUAGCCGAGUUCUCAUCAGCGACGAAGUCGAUCCCAAGUGCGUGGACAUCUUGCAGUCCCAUGGCGUAGAAGUAGUAACAAAUACUAAGCUGUCCAAGAAUGAGCUGAUUGCAGAAAUUCCGAAAUAUGAUGGGCUGAUUGUCAGGUCAGCCACAAAAGUGACAGCAGAAGUGAUAAAUGCAGGGAAGAAUCUCAAAAUAAUAGGUAGAGCUGGGACAGGUGUUGACAAUAUUGACUGCCAGGUUGCAACAGAACGGGGCAUAAUUGUUAUGAAUACGCCUGGUGGCAACACAUUAAGUGCUGCAGAACACACAUGUGCUCUUAUCAUCAGCUUAACUAGGGAUCUUGCUCGGGCAGCGCAGUCCAUGAAAGAGGAGCGAUGGGACCGCAAAGCAUUCAUGGGGAUAGAACUGAAUGGCAAGACAUUGGCCAUCAUAGGCCUAGGUCGCAUAGGCCGGGAAGUUGCAUUAAGAAUGCAGUCAUUUGGCAUGAAGACCAUUGGUUAUGAUCCUAUAAUUGGAGCAGAGGUUGCUGCAGAAUUUAACACAGAGUGGCUUCCCUUGGAGAAUCUAUGGCCCUUGGCUGAUUUUAUCACAGUGCACACACCUCUCAUUCCUGCCACUACAAAUCUCAUUAAUGACGAUGUAUUUGCCAAGUGUAAGCGUGGAAUGUGUGUCAUAAAUUGUGCUCGUGGUGGUAUUAUUGAUGAGGCUGCAUUGCUGAGGGCGCUGGAGUCAGGGCAGUGUGGUGGAGCAGGCCUUGAUGUCUUUGUUGAGGAGCCUCCCAAAGAUUACAGUUUGGCAAAGCACCCAAAAGUCACCGCUACACCUCAUCUUGGGGCCAGCACACGUGAAGCGCAGAGUCGUGUGGCUGUGGAAAUUGCAGAACAAUUCAUAGAUCUUGUGCAAGGGAAACAGCUCUUUGGUGCAGUAAAUGCUCCAGCACUCUCCAAUGCUUUGAGCCCCGAAUCUCAACCCUGGGUGAGACUUGGAGAAAAUCUUGGGGUUCUGGGAAGUUUGCUGGCUAGGGAUUCAGUUGCAUCUAUGCAUCUUACUACAAUUGGAACAAGCUUAGAUAAAGCUGGAUCUUAUUUGAGUGCUGCUAUGUUGGCUGGUUACCUUCGUUCAACUAGAUCAGGUGAUGCAGAUGCACCACUUAAUCUGAUUAAUGCCCCAGUUUUGGCCAAACAAGCAGGGCUGACUGUGAAGAUGUCGACACAAAGCCAGGUGAGCACCACAGCAAGCAUCUCAGUAAUAUUCACCACAGCAGGUGGGCAGUCAGUGCAGCUAGCUGGUUCAGUGGCUGGAGGUGUGCCUGUUCUUACUGAAGCACAAGGAGCAUCAUUCACGGUUCCUGCCAGCUUGUCUGGCCCAGUGCUCAUCUUCCAAGCUGUGCCAUCACCAGCAUUACUGCCUUCUGUGAUUGAGGCUGUCACCAAAAAUGGAGCAUCAGUGAUAGGACUGUCGCUGUCACAGGCUGUUAAUGCAUCGGUCUGCGGCAUCAUAAACCUGUCAUCUGCUCUUGCUAAUGGCCUUGAGGCUCUGAAGACAAUUGUGUCAUCGUCAAAUCAAGCUGUAUUGUAAUGCCUUUUAAGAACUUUAAUGCCUUUUUCUAUUUUGUGAAUUUGAAAUUUUAUCUGCAUGAGAUCUGCAACCCAUAACAGCACGUUUGUCUGUCAAACUGGGAUUACUUUAUUCCUGUAAAAUAACAAGCAGAGCAACUUUUAAAAAAAUCUCAUUUUGCCUUCAUUACCUCAAAUAUUUGCAAAUGAAGGGUUUGUAGACUUCAACUUUGCACCAUAUUACCGAGGAUCUCUGCUGUCUCUUGAUGCAUCUUGCUCAUUCAUGUACUAGUGUCUGUAUUAUAGCAUCUGAUUUAUACACGAAUAUUUCUAAACUGUGGACCAAUGUACUCAUGAAUUUUUUAAUAUUUAUGCAUUUUUUUAGGAUUCUAGGGUGAUCUAUUUGUUAAAAAAGCAUAUCAUUUUGGUCUCUGUACUAGCCAGUAUCUUCAGGUGGAAGCCGCAAGACCCAUUGCAAGUUUGAGAGAAACAUUUCUGACAUUUACCUCAGCAAGCUGACUUGUUGAUCUUGUUGAUGCUUCCUCUUGAAUUCUGUCUUUGGUACUUUUUAACAAGUCAAACUGUAAGAACUGUAAUACUACAGCUCCAAGAUAGAGACAGCUACUGCAAUGGAAGCAGCUGUGUCUGCAUUGAUGGGAUGAUGAUCACUGUGAUUACAAAGGAUGUUAGAUGCAUAUUUACUGCCUUUUUGUGCUUCCAGUUUUCAUAUUUACAUUGUCAUGAUACUUGGCCAAGACCUGUUUAAUGCUAAUAAAAAGUACUUUUGCCAUCAAA
Pomacea canaliculata is the source of this 2444-nucleotide messenger RNA. Its product is annotated as D-3-phosphoglycerate dehydrogenase-like. NCBI's taxonomy places the organism in Eukaryota, Metazoa, Mollusca, Gastropoda, Architaenioglossa, Ampullariidae. The transcript has 11 exons. The record is from RefSeq and is a predicted model, not a curated record. Gene Ontology annotation, biological process: L-serine biosynthetic process. Bases 76 to 1671 code for a protein of 531 amino acids. Gene Ontology annotation, molecular function: phosphoglycerate dehydrogenase activity; NAD binding.